Messenger RNA from Fusarium redolens, 1026 nucleotides. RefSeq lists its product as uncharacterized. Bases 1 to 1026 code for a protein of 341 amino acids. The transcript is spliced from 2 exons. NCBI's taxonomy places the organism in Eukaryota, Fungi, Ascomycota, Sordariomycetes, Hypocreales, Nectriaceae. The record is from RefSeq and is a predicted model, not a curated record.
AUGAAGAGUCUCACCAAUCUCCUCAUUGGGCUUUCGGUUUUAGCACCGGCCCUCGCAACGCCCACCGGACUUGCGAAAAACUGUGUCCAGCUCCAGAUCCCCGUGACGGCUUCAGCCAACAACACCCGUUACAAUUCCGUCAAGGUUGAGAGCAACAUCGAUCUCGUAGACUAUGUCUGGGACACUUCAACCUGGUCGCACGCAAACAGGAGUUCUGAAGUUCUUCCUGUUCAUGGGACUUACUCCAUCAACGCUCAACUCUGCAUCCCGGGCGAUGGCAAAAAGUCGGACAUUUUGCAGAUCGCCACACAUGGUUUUGGCUUUGACAAGAGAUACUGGGAUCCUGAGCUGAAGCCUGAAGAGUAUUCCUAUGUUGACGCUGCUCUUGCGAAGGGUUACUCUAUCCUUACUUACGAUCGUCUCGGAAUCGGCAAAUCCACCAAAGCCGACGGAUACAAUGCAGUACAACUGGGUCUUCAAGUCGGAAUCCUAAAAGAACUAACUAUUCUUGCUCGAAAAGGAAAGCUUCUGGAGUCAUCCAAGGUUCUCGGCAAACGCCCUGAGAAGUCAUUUUCCAGUUACAAGCCCAAGAAGGUAGUCCACAUUGGACACUCUUUUGGAUCCGCCACAACAGGUGGUCUCCUCUCCCUCCACGGCAAUCUCAGCGACGGCGCUAUCCUGACUGGUUUCCUUCCCAACAAUCAAAAUGGCAAAGUCGGGGCCAACGCCUUUGGCUUUGAGUUUGCGCGGCAGCACGAUCCCAGGCGCUUCGGUGACCGAUCUGGUGGAUAUGUUGUGCAAGCAAGUUUGAGCAAUAUUCAGCAGAUAUUCCUCAAGAAAGGAUCUUUUGAAGUCGAGGCGCUUGAAUAUGCUGAGAGGAACAAGCAGACUGGUACAGUUGGAGAGUUGUUUUCGCGGGAUGCUGCUCUUGGAAAGCCUGCUACUGAGUUCAAGGGUCCAUUACAAGUAAGUCACCAUUUCUUCUGCGACUGUAACGAGAUCCCGGCUAACAUGUUGACCCAUUAG